Molecule: messenger RNA, 1721 nt
Organism: Zootermopsis nevadensis
Lineage: Eukaryota; Metazoa; Arthropoda; Insecta; Blattodea; Termopsidae
Biological process (GO): protein K6-linked ubiquitination
Cellular component (GO): BRCA1-BARD1 complex; BRCA1-A complex
Molecular function (GO): ubiquitin-protein transferase activity; protein binding
Source: RefSeq, a predicted model, not a curated record
AAUGCAGUGAGUAGUGAUGUUUAGUUUUUCACAGUUGCUUUCGAAUCGUCGUGUGGUGAUGUAGCAAUGUGAUAUUCAUCUGUUAACUGUCUCUAAUAACAGAAGGAGAAGGAUCUACGACUUGUCUGCCUGUUUGAAGGUCACAACACAAUCCUGCAACGUUGCAACACGAACAGCGAAGCACAGACGAAUAAAGGAAGCUCAGAACUCGCAAGGUAGCAGAGCUAGCAACGCGCGGUGAAAGGGGUUAAGUCCUUUCGUGGCCUUGAAGCAUGCAGUUUGAUGGCGGCUACUAAAAUGAAAGCGCCACAGCCUGCUAGAGCCAAAGCAGAGGGAAGGAGGAAACGCACAGCUAGUUAGUGACUCUAUUCAGUUGUGUUUGCGUGUGUGUUAAGAUAGAAUGUGUGACAAUGAUAACAUUAGUGAAUCGGACCCUGCUACUGGGUCGGAACUUCAUGACGCUGUAAGACGUCAGGACGUCACAGCCGUCAAACGUCUUCUGUCCCAAGGAGCUGACCCUGAUGAACCGGACUGGGCGAGGUCUGGAGAUGCACCCUUGCUACACGCUGCAGCUGUUGGAAGUGUUCAAGUUGUCAGGGCUUUGUGUGCUGGAGGAUGUAACGUAAACGCUCGCACAGCCAGGGGAGAGACGGCACUUCACCUGGCCGUCACAUCGAGAAAGGCAUCUAACAAUCCUCAUGAGCUGGUUGUGGCUCUCCUAGAAGCGGGAUGCGACGCCAACAUCCAGGAGAACUUGGAUGGACGCACGACUCUACACGCACUAGUGCGUCAGCUUGCCGUUUCUGCAGCUGACCCCACCUCGAGCACCUGCGACCUCAUGCUGGAGACCUUCCAGCAACUUGCCCAGAAAAGUGACGUCAACCUCAAAGAUCACAGACAGAGAACACCACUGCACAGACUGGCUUCCUCUGGCUGUACCCAUCUGAAGGCCUUUCAGGUCUUGUUGGAUUGUGGCGCGGACCCCAGUUUGCAGAACGAUCGAGGCGAGACAGCACUGCACGAGGCUCUGGAACGCGACGCACCGGGCAGUUUCGACGCCGUGACGCUACUGGCGAGUGCCGGUACGGACUUGUCGCGCUGCACGGCGUACCGCGAGACGCCCCUGCACCUCGCCGCCCGAAAGAAUCGCCCCUCCUUCGUUGCGAUGCUGCUCAGUAACGCCGCCCCUCCAAAUGCCCAGGAUCUGCGUGGGAACACGGCCUUGCACCUGGCGGCGGGCAAAGGUUACCACGAGGUAGUGUCUCUCCUGCUCGGACGCCCCAACAUUGAGCUGAAUGCCCCCAACAAAGAGGGACUCACUCCCUUACAUAUCGCCGUCGAGAGCGGCUUCAUUCAGGUUGUGCAGAUGUUGCUGCAGGCAGAGACAUGUGACCUUACAGCACGCACAAAGAUGAGUCUUACACCUCUAGACUUCGCACAGCAGGAUUAUAGACGGCGUUCCCAGCCUGAGAUGUCUCGUGUCCUUACACAAGAGUUGGAUCGACGUCGUUCACAUGGCACAACCAAUAAGUGCUGAUCUAUACAGGGUGAAUCAAAAGUAUGUUUACAAACUUUGUGUGCGUGUUCCUGUUUCAAAAAUAAGAAAAAAUGUUCCUAUUAACUUGUGGGUGCAAAUGCUUCUUUCUAAAAAUAAUAGCCCAAAAUUAUUUUCAAUGUAUGCCUUUAUUGCCAAGUAUAAGGACAGAGAUGUUUCUUUAUAA